Messenger RNA from Metopolophium dirhodum (rose-grain aphid), 921 nucleotides. RefSeq lists its product as uncharacterized. The transcript has a single exon. The record is from RefSeq and is a predicted model, not a curated record. The coding region runs from base 1 to 921 and encodes 306 amino acids. Lineage: Eukaryota; Metazoa; Arthropoda; Insecta; Hemiptera; Aphididae.
AUGAUUCAUUUUGAUUAUGGGCCAGAUAGUAGCAGUAAGCCCCCCGUGUUAAAAAUAGAGAAUAUUCAUAAAAAUAAUAUUCGUCUGUCUGCAUCUGAAAUGUUGGUAUUAGUUCGGUAUUUUGGCUUAUUAAUUGGAGAUUUUGUUCCCAAAAAUGAUCCAGUGUGGCACUUAUAUAUACUUUUAAGACAAAUUCUUGAUUUAGUUACAUCUAUGUCAUUGCAAAUAGAUUCGUGUGAACUCUUACAAAUAUUAAUAACUGAACACCAUGACCUUUAUCUUAGGUUUAGUAAACAAAAUCUUAAGCCGAAACAUCAUUUUAUGUUACAUUACCAUACAAUGUUAAAAAAAUUUGGCCCCCUUGUAGCAUUAUGGUCAAUGAGAUUUGAGGCAAAACAUAGAAUAUCAAAAAUAGCUGCGAACACUACUAGUAAUAGACGAAACAUAUGUAAAACCUUGGCAAUCAAACAUCAGUUGCAAUUAAACAAUUUAUUUUUCAAAGGUUCAUUACCUUCCCAUUUUGAAACAGGUCCUCCUAAUAUCCUAAGUGACUUGGAAUUGGAAGUUUUAAAAAAAAAAUUUCAAUUUAAUUCCGUAGAGUCCAUUGUUAAGUGUCCUUGGAUAUCUAUAAAAGGCACCAAAUAUAAGCCAAAACUAGUACUUACAUUAGAUAUGUAUGAAAAUGAUCUUCCUAUAUUUGGAAUAAUAGAAGACAUUUUUUUAUUUAAUGAUACUUUGAUAAUUUUUAAGUGUAAGCACAUUAAUACUGUUAUAUUUGAUGAUCAUGUAUUUUCAUAUGAGGUAAAACUAGAUGAUAAAUGUACAUUUGUGUAUCACCAUGCAUUGCUUUCUUAUAUUCCAAAUAACAUCAGUGUAUUACCAAAUGGACGUAGUUAUGUAACUCUAAGAAGCAGCAUUUAG